Messenger RNA from Parascedosporium putredinis, 990 nucleotides. The record is from the annotation of a GenBank genome assembly. NCBI's taxonomy places the organism in Eukaryota, Fungi, Ascomycota, Sordariomycetes, Microascales, Microascaceae.
AUGGCGGUGGCCCACGGCCCCAAGGCUGAGCUCCAACCUGACCUCAGCCUCGCCCUCCGAUCGUCGGGCCUACACACAUCGACGGCUGCGCUCAAGGCGCGCUCGACGACGCCGCCGAGACCCGCCCAGCGGCGACGAGACCCUCUCGUAGACCCCCUCGUCGUAUCGAACCACAACGUCCCCGCAGGCACCUGCGCCGCCACCCCCACGGGCCGACCCACUUCCCUAGCCGGCAUCUCCGCCGCCGAAUUCGACCGCGAGCUCGACUACGAGGAGUCCAAGACGGGCGUGACCAAGCUACGCGAGAAACUCGCCGGCCGCGCCGUCGGCCACGUCCUCGAGGUCGCCGUCGGCACGGGCCGCAAUUUCAGCCUCUACGACUGGGACUCCCUUGCCGCCGCCACGUCCGGGCAAGAACAGCGACAGCAGCGGCUCCUCUCCUUCACGGGCCUCGACAUCGCCAAGGACAUGCUCGACGUAGCCGCCACCAAGCUCCAAAAGUCCCCUCCCUCCUCGGCUCCGACCCUCCCACCGUCGCCGUCCUCCGCGACCCCUCGGGCCAAGUCGCCGCCGGCGCCGUCGAAUUCCUCGACGGCGCCAUCCGCCUCGUCAAGGCCAACGCCCUCUCCUUCCUGCCCCCACCACCACCACCCCCUCACCUUUGGCCUCUGCAGCGUAUCCGACCCCUCCGCCGUCCUGUCCAACCUCGCCUCCGCCCUCGUCCCCGGGACCGGCCGCAUCCUCCUCCUCGAGCACGGCCGUGGCACCUGGGGCAUCGUCAACUGGUGGCUCGACAGGCACGCCCCGGAGCACUUUCGCAAGUACGGUUGCUGGUGGAACAGGGACCUCGAGCGCAUCGUGAGAGACGCGGCGCGCACGAGCGGGCUCCCCGGCCCCGAGGGCCAGCCCAAGAUCGAGGUCGUUCGCGUGGAAAGGCCCUCGUACCAAGGGGGUACGGUCCUCUGGAUCGAGCUCAAGGUUGUGGAGUAG